Molecule: messenger RNA, 2091 nt
Organism: Toxotes jaculatrix (banded archerfish)
Lineage: Eukaryota; Metazoa; Chordata; Actinopteri; Toxotidae
Product: serine/threonine-protein kinase PAK 6
Exons: 8
Coding region: 1-2091 (696 amino acids)
Biological process (GO): protein phosphorylation; intracellular signal transduction; regulation of MAPK cascade
Cellular component (GO): cytoplasm
Molecular function (GO): ATP binding; protein serine/threonine kinase activity
Source: RefSeq, a predicted model, not a curated record
AUGUUUCGGAAGAAGAAAAAGAAGAGGCCUGAGAUAUCAGCGCCCAAGAACUUUGAGCACCGUGUCCACACCUCGUUUGACGCCAAGCGUGGCUGCUUUGUGGGGCUGCCGACGCAAUGGCAAAGCCUGAUAGAGAACCUGCGCAGGCCCAAACCCAUGGUGGACCCUUCCAGGAUCACAGAGGUGGAGCUGAGGCCAAAAAAGACCAUCGUGCGUGGGAGUAUGAUCGGUCACGGGGACUACAUCGCAGCCAUGAUCAAUGAUAUGAGCCGUCUAUCUGUGACCAGUUCCAACUCUUUGAGGAAGAGCAGCCCCUCAGCCAGGAAGAGGGCCCAGUCUCUGGGAAGGCUGGGGGAGGUGAACGAGGGAGACACUUACCAAUACGAGGGCCUGACCCAGGAUGAUGAGGAUGACGAGGAUGCGGGUCAGGACCAGUGGAGGGACAAGGCCAGGAACAUCCACAGUGAGACCAAUACCCCUUACUUGGGCAUGAAGAAGAGCAUCACUCUGCAACCCAACGGGAUCUUGCCAAAGGCCAAGUCCACUUAUGAAGUAAGCGUCACCUCCCUGGAGGGACCCUCGCAGCCAGCUCAGCCCCAGAACAUCCCAGUGUCAAGUCAUGGGCCUUAUAUGAGCGGCGAGGUGGGCAGCCCUCAGGAGAGAGUGAUAUGGAAGAGAGAUUUCCAGCUGCCAAGGGGAAUGCCACCAAAUCAGAGACCUAUUGCUUGUUUCUACAGCCCAGCUAUGACUGUGCAGCAGCCCCAUGGAGAUCAAGGGAUGGUCACCUCGGAGCUCCGGCCCAACAUACCUAUGUACAUGCACCCACAGAACAGCCCUGGGAGGCCGUUCUCGUCCUAUGACCUGAAGGCAGAGUCGACAGUGAGGUACCACUCCGGCUUCCUGCCCACUGGCACCAGCAGUCCACUUGUGGGCGGCAUCAGACCCCAGCGGACAGUACGCUCCUCAGCUAGCUACACACUGGGCCUGUCUCCUAACAUGGGACUGAGGCCCAGUGGGCCGGAACCCUUCCUCAGACACUCUGGAUGCCCCAACCCUCCUUACCCCAGGCAGGACAGUCCUUCCCAACCUAGACCCUCCCCUACAGGCUCACUAGCUACCAGUCCCCCCGGCACCUGCUCACCUGCCUUUAGACCCCCACAACACCCGUCACCCAGGCCGCCCCCAGACCCACCCAAAGUGACCCAUGAACAGUUCAAAGCUGCCCUGCAGAUGGUGGUAGACAAGGGUGAUCCACGGUCUUAUCUGGAGAACUUUGUGAAGAUUGGGGAGGGCUCGACAGGGGUGGUGUGUAUUGCCACAGAGAAGCACAGCGGCAGGCAGGUAGCGGUGAAGAUGAUGGACCUGCGGCGGCAGCAAAGAAGGGAGUUGCUGUUUAAUGAGGUGGUAAUCAUGAGGGACUAUCAGCACAGAAACGUGGUGGAGAUGUUUAAGUCCGCUUUGGUGGAGGAGGAGCUGUGGGUUAUCAUGGAGUACCUGCAGGGUGGAGCACUAACCAACAUCGUGUCUGAAACCAGGCUGAGUGAGGAGCAGAUUGCCACAGUGUGUGAAGCUGUUUUGCAAGCCCUGGCCUAUCUCCAUUCACAGGGAGUCAUCCACAGAGAUAUCAAGAGUGACUCUAUACUACUCACGUUAGACGGAAGGGUCAAGCUUUCAGACUUUGGCUUCUGUGCCCAGAUCAGUAAGGACAUCCCUAAGAGGAAGUCUCUAGUGGGGACACCCUAUUGGAUGGCUCCUGAGGUCAUCUCCAAAUCACCAUAUGGCACUGAGGUGGAUGUGUGGUCAAUGGGUAUCAUGGUGGUGGAGAUGGUGGAUGGAGAGCCCCCAUACUUCAGUGAAACCCCUGUAGCAGCUAUGAAGAGGCUGAGGGACGAACCGGCUCCAACUGUACGGAAUGUCAGCCAGAUAUCCCCAGUUCUAAAAGACUUCCUGGACCGUAUGCUGACUCGGGACCCCUUAGAGCGGGCCAGCGCCACUGACCUGCUGGAGCACCCCUUCCUGCUGCAGAGCGGCUCACCUCAGUGCCUGGUCCCUCUGGUGGAACAGUACCGCAAACGCAUGUCCCGCUGCUGA